AAAGAGGACCGAACUCGUAGACGCUGGCAAGAACUCCGUGCGUUAGCCUGGGGCAUGGGGUGUCCGAUAUUAAUGCUUUAUUCAACAUCCUAAAGUUGACUGUGUAUUUUGACAAAUAGGUUGAUUCACCCCAAGCUGUUGUCCAAGGAUGCUGGAAGAGUCAGAACAGACAAACUGUAUGGUGUGCUGCUGUACUCUCAUCAACAAAGUCCUGAUGAUAGUUUUCAUGAUCCUGCUGAUACUCGCUAUCUUGUUCGGAAACUCGGUGACGCUCACCGUUAUCCUUGGCACAAAACACUUCCACACCCCACAGGGCUAUCUAAAAGCGUCGUUGGCAGUAGCUGACCUGGCUGUGGGAAUCUUUGUUGUGCCCUUCUCCGUUUACGCUGAAGUGUCUUUUAUGAUUCCUGAUUACACGCCAGAAUGGACAACGAAUAAUUCGCUGACCACUACAUUUCACCCUUGCAAUUUUAUUGGUCCUACGUUUGCUGGCUGCACCCUGGUCUCUAUCACAACUAUAUUCCUCCUCACCAUUGAACGCAGCAUCGCAGUUUUGAAACCGCUGCACAAAGAGUCUGUGAUCACAAGGAAAAGGACAAGCAUCUUCAUCGUUCUAUCUUGGGUGGGAAGUUUCUUUUUGGCAGUGUCUCCUAUCCUCUACAGUAAUGACAUUGUCCUGGAGUACAACCCAUGCAGCAGAAUGUGCAACUAUGCGAUAAGGUCUGGCGAACAUUCGACUCAAGCAUGGAAUAUUCUUUUAUUGUUCCCUGCUUUCGAUUUUACUCUCCUUGGGGCCACUGUGAUCAUUAACAUUCUGUCACUCUCCUCCAUCCGCCAACAUUCUAAAAGGAGGAAGCAUUUAGCCGAAGCGGACUGUAAGAGCGUCAACACUCCCACGUUCUCCGAUGUCAAAGCUGCUAAGACUAUAGGAACUCUGACAUUGGCGUUCACCGCUUCGUUCACUCCUAUUGCGGUCUUUGUUGUCGGAAACGUCGUCGGGAAUGAAUGGUGCAAUUUUUCUUUUUUCGCCUUCUGGAUAUUGGCUACAAACAGCUGCUGGAAUGUAAUAAUAUACAGUGUACGAGAUCAGAAGUUUAGAAAUCGCGCCCAGCAGUUGCUAGUACCUUCACACAUGAGGAAUUCAUCAAACACGUAGCAGGCUAAACAAGGACAGGUGUUGCAUGGACCAAAUAUUACAAAAGAUAAAAAUGUAUAAAGACUGCAUGAAUUGCAUAUUGAGAAAAUACUUCUCACGUGUUGCCUUGCACUCUUAGCAGCAGUUUAUGAAUAGGAAGGGGACUAUUAUUAUUAUUAUUAGUAGUAGUAGUAGUAGUAAUAGCAGCAGCAAUAUAAUAAUAAUAAUAAUAAUAAUAAUAAUAAUAACAAUGAUAAACAAGAAAAGAAACAGAAAAGAAAAUAGAAGGUCAUGGUUGCAUGAACAACUAAAACGAGGCGUUGUUAUUACUGAGCAGAUAAAGUGUAACAGUAUUAGACAAACAGUGCCAUUCUUUUUAGUUGGAUGACGCAUACUUCAGUUGGCUAAACAACAUGCUAGCCUAGAAGGGUUUAGUUUGCCAGUCAAAAUUAUGAAAAAUACAAGUGGCAAACAGGUAGGGAUCCAAGGCACCUUUGAUGGUGAAGUUACAAGCCUUUAUUGAAACAUGGCAAGAAACGUACUGUAUCUACGCGUUGCGUCCUCGCAUGGCCUUCAUUAGGGGUCCAGAAUCAUACGGAGCACAGUGUUGUAUGUUCAUUACCAUAAAGUAUCCUUCACAUUUGCAAACAGACUAAUAGAAUAACUGAAUAAAAAUGGGAGUGACACGAGAGACAGAGAAAAAAGGUAUGAGAUGUUCACAAAAACAUGUUCAAGAAAAAUCCUCGGUAAAGUAGUUGCUUUUAGUCGGUAAAUUCAAUACACUUCGCGUUGUAACAAACGUCUUGUGUCCGCCUCUUGUGGAGCAAGUUACUGCUCCAAUAGUCACUACUUUAAGCAAAUCAGGGUCGCAUAUUUGUGUUCAACGACUCGAUCUCUGAGUUUGUUUGUCCAAUAUAAAAGCAGUCACACCUGCCGCACUACAGGCGGUAAAUUAGAAAAGCAGCAUUGCAAUUGCGAAAAUGUUUAUUAAAAAAUAAAAAUAAAAUAAAAAAUCGACAAACGAGUUCGUUUUCCCCGUAUUGAUGCAACGAUUGCGAUUUCCGCACGGAAAGUUACCUGAUGGUUUCUGCAGCCAAGUGGUCUUUGUUGGAGCAGGUAGAUUGCUCCGGACCAAUUUGUCGUUCAAGGUCGGCACUCGUUUAAAACUGAACACUGGAGGUUCUCUGAAGAUUCCCCGCGGUGCAUGAUUGCACUCAGUUAUUCCCCAGUUACAUUUUAUAAUGUUCUUAAUCGUCCAUGCCUACUUGGUUUUAAAUGUGCGUUUUCUUUGAAUAAAAAGUACUUUAUUUGGAGGUGAGGGGUGCACAUUUCUGUCAGAAAAACAAGAGGAUGAGACCAUUGCUUCACGUAUUUCUUUUGCUUAUUCACAGGGAUAACUAACUUUGGAUUCGAGUAGGAGACGUUAUAACAAUGGGCCUCAUUUGAAGUUGAUCAUAAAUCGUUUGUAAAUGCAUUCGCAAAGUUUUAGUAUGUCAGAUUGUUCGUAGGAUCUGAACAGAUUUCAAGUGUGCUCUAAAUGGUUUCUAAUGUGUAUGUACAUAAUAAUAAAUAUUUAAAAAAUGGUUGUAAAGAA
Molecule: messenger RNA, 2729 nt
Organism: Anguilla rostrata (American eel)
Lineage: Eukaryota; Metazoa; Chordata; Actinopteri; Anguilliformes; Anguillidae
Product: trace amine-associated receptor 7d
Exons: 1
Coding region: 149-1156 (335 amino acids)
Biological process (GO): G protein-coupled receptor signaling pathway
Cellular component (GO): membrane
Molecular function (GO): G protein-coupled receptor activity
Source: RefSeq, a predicted model, not a curated record